This is a messenger RNA of Penaeus vannamei (Pacific white shrimp), 3834 nucleotides long. It is a transcript of the gene Pi3K59F, whose product is annotated as phosphatidylinositol 3-kinase 59F. Gene Ontology annotation, cellular component: endosome; peroxisome; phosphatidylinositol 3-kinase complex, class III, type I. The record is from RefSeq and is a predicted model, not a curated record. Lineage: Eukaryota; Metazoa; Arthropoda; Malacostraca; Decapoda; Penaeidae. Gene Ontology annotation, biological process: endocytosis; autophagosome assembly; phosphatidylinositol-mediated signaling. Gene Ontology annotation, molecular function: 1-phosphatidylinositol-3-kinase activity.
GAAGGUGGAUCAGCUGAUUGUCAUUGUGUGCGUCACAAGGGUUACUUAUUUUAACCUGUUUUCUGCCUUAGUUCAUCGUCGUUAUGCACUCUCUCUGUUCGGAAAAUAAGUAAUAAAGAUGGAACCUGACACGGAUAAGUUCUGGUACGUCCGCAGUUGCGAUUUAGAUGCGGAAAUCCAGGUCAAAAUAGGAAAUUUAGACGGGAAACGAGAUAAUCCAAAUUAUGAAGCCCUGUUGAAGGAUUCGCUCCUAAAAUAUUCGGGUUUAUACCAGGCAGGAUGCUCUGACCUGUACGUGACCUGCCAGGUCAUCUGCGAUGGACGUCAGCUGACCUUGCCUGUCAGGACGUCCUAUAAAUCUUUCUCCGCCAGGUGGAGCUGGAACGAGUGGCUGACGUUGCCUUUGAAAUUUAGGGACCUUCCACGUAAUGCCCUUCUUGCCCUUACUGUCUAUGACUCCUUAGGACCCCGGAGGAUCGAGCGCGUAGGAGGGACCACCAUAUCCUUUUUUGGAAAGCAGGGUGUUUUCCGCCAAGGCCUGCAUGACCUCAGACUCUGGCCUGGUAGGGUAGGAGAUGAGACAACUCCAGGUAAAGGUCAUGACAGGGGUAAGGACCAAAUGGUAAGGCUGGCAAAACUGGCAAAGAAGCACCGAAAUGGGCAGAUGAUGAAGGUCGACUGGCUGGACCGACUGACCUUCCGUGAGAUCGAGGUCAUCAACGAGCAUGAAAAAAGGUCUUCCAAUGCAAUGUAUCUCAUGGUUGAGUUCCCUCGAGUUGAGCAUGAGGGUGUCAUCUAUUCUGUUGUGUGGUGGGAGCGUGGGGGUGAGGUGGAGUAUCGACACCGUUCAGCAGGCAGUGUGGUACGAAUGCCUGACCCAGAGAUAGGCCUUGAGAACUUACAGGAAGCCAAACACCACCGUCUUGCCAGGUCACUAAGGUCAGGGGUAACCGACCGUGACCUCAAACCCAACCUAGCUAUUCGUGAUGCCUUGCAUACUAUUGUUGACUACCCUCCCACAAAACAACUCACAAGUGAUGAGCAGGACACUGUCUGGAAGUACCGGUUCUACCUAAGCUCGCAGAAACGUGCACUCACAAAAUUCCUCAAGUGUGUGAACUGGAAACUCACUGGUGAGGCCAAACAGGCCAUUGAACUCCUCAAUCGAUGGGCACCCCCAGAUGCUGAUGAUGCCCUAGAGCUCCUUGGACCGGGCUUUACACACCCUGAAGUACGAAGAUACGCAGUCAAGCGCUUGAGCCAUGCAUCUGAUGAAGACCUCCUCUUAUAUCUCCUCCAGUUAGUCCAGGCUCUAAAAUACGAGGCUAUAGAAGGUGUUGACACGAGUCUCUGUGAUGUUUCUCAUUAUGAUGAGAAUGAGGAGCAAGAGGAAGAGGACGAUGACGAAGAAGAGGAGGGGAUGAUGAAGGGGGAAGAAGCGAAGGAGGAAAAGAAAAUUGGUAAACGACCACAAGAGCAAGGAGGAAGAGGACUUUUAGGAGAAGAGAUGGACAAAGAUGAAGAUGAUGAUGAGAGUGAGGAAAGUGAGAGUGAUACAGCGACUCUGAAACAAUCAGGCUCAUCUUCACUCCUAGCUGAUGUUGAAGGCGGAGGAGUGGAGAAAGUAGAAGACAGAGGAAGUGAAAAAGGAGAAAAAGGAAUGACGACAACGACCUCAAAUGACAGUGAUCAAGACCCCAAAACCGACUCAAUGGAAACCCAGAAAAUAUCCCCCACUACCCCCAACCAAACCCAAGACUCCAAUCAACUCCGUGACCCCAAGCUAAUUGCCUCCAUGGACAUUGACCCCAAAGGCCUUGAUCUUGCCUCUUUCCUAAUCCAACGAGCAACAAAAAAUCCCACACUGGCGAACUACCUCUAUUGGUACCUCAUUGUUGAAUGUGAAAGAGAUGAACCAGGGCUCAAGCAUGAAGCAAAGGUUGUGGAGAUGUAUGAGUGGGUUGUGCGGCGAUUCCGUGCUGCACUGUGGGCUGGUGGGCGUGCUGCCCGUGCUACGCGGCGUGAUCUUGCUCGCCAGACCCACUUCCUUGAACAGCUGGUCGCACUCGUCAAGGUUGUAGCCAAAGAGAGUAACAGAGUUCGGAGAAUUGAAAAACUCCAAUCCCUGUUAGCUGAUCCUGCGGCUUUUAAAGUGAAUUUUUCAGCUUUCAACCCCCUGAGACUGCCCUUGGACCCUGAGGUCAUCGUAACAGGCAUAGUGCCAGAGAAAGCAACGUUAUUUAAGUCGGCCCUCGAACCAUCACGCCUAACCUUCGUGGAUGUUGAAGGGAAAGAAUAUGUGGCUAUUUUCAAGCAUGGAGAUGAUUUAAGGCAGGAUCAACUGAUUAUACAGAUGCUGACCCUGAUGGACCGUUUAUUGCGUCGUGAGAACCUAGAUCUACGCCUGACACCAUACAAGGUCCUGGCCACAAGCAGUAGGCAUGGAUUUGUGCAGUUCGUUGAAUCUCUUUCCGUGGCUGAGGUUCUACGCACUGAAGGCAGCAUCCUCAACUUUUUCCGCCGCCAUGCUCCUUCUGAAACUGGACCCCAAGGCAUUUCUUCUGAGGUUAUGGAGUGUUACAUUAAGUCCUGUGCGGGAUACUGUGUGAUGACAUACCUCCUAGGGGUUGGAGACAGGCACCUCGAUAAUCUGCUUCUGACGAAAGAUGGAAACCUCUUUCAUAUCGACUUUGGGUAUAUUUUAGGACGUGACCCCAAACCGCUUCCACCACCAAUGAAGUUGAGCAAAGAGAUGGUCGAAGGAAUGGGCGGACAGCAGGCAGAAUCCUACCAUGAGUUUCGUAGGCUGUGCUACACGGCCUUCCACCAAUUGCGUAGACAUGCCAACCUGAUCUUGAAUCUCUUCUCCCUUAUGGUAGAUGCAAAUGUGCCUGAUAUUGCCCUAGAGAAUGACAAAGCAGUGAAGAAAGUAGAAGAUAAAUUCCGUUUGGAUUUGAGUGAUGAAGAGGGAGCCAGUUUCGUCCAGGGGUUGAUAGACGACUCUGUGAAUGCGGUUGUGGCUGUGGUGGUGGAGCAGUUGCACAAGUUUGCUCAGUAUAUUCGGAAAUAGAAGGGAUUUUUCCUCUAUGAAAUUUCAAUUUUUUAAAACUCCCAUGAUCUAAGUUCUUGUCUUGAUUUCUCUUUAUUUUUUUGCCUUCCUUUUCCUCUCAUAUCGUCCUGUUUUUCUCUUUCUCCAGUUUCAUGGAUAGACAAACUUUGCCAAUGCUGUUGUGGCUGUGAUGGUGGAACUAUAGAUUUUUGCACAAUGCACCAGAAAAUUGGAAUUUUCUGUGCUUUUGAUUUGUACAAUUUUUUUUCUCUUUGCUUUUCUUUUUUUUCUUCCUUAUUUCCUAAGAUUCUUGUUUUUCCUUGUCUUGUAUUUCAUUUUUCAUUUUUCAUCUUCCAGUGCUUAAAUUUUAUCAGAUAGCUGAUACAUAAUUACAAAUGGUAUUGUGGCUGUUGUCGCACAGAACAGCUGUAUAAGCUUGCUCAGUACGUAAGGAAAUAUUGUAGUUUUUUUUCAGGAGAUACUGUUACUUUUGUUUUUCAUUCUUUUUUGUUUUUUAUAUAUAUACAUAUCUAUAGUAGGUCUUCUCUCUUUUCAGUUUUAUUUCCUUUUGUGUGUGUGUGUAUCUGUGUAUAUAUUCAUCUGUGCAUGUGUGUAAAUAUUAACAAAAAUUGUUAAGAAAGGAAACAUCUCGAGAAGAAAGCAGUCAUAUGAUAUAAUGAGUAAAAAUAUCUUUAAUUUAUUUAGUUGAUAAUAAUAAUUACUGUAUUUUUUCUGGUGUUAACUAGAAUAUAAGAAAUUUUCUAUGGAAUAAAAAUGACAGUUGA